Messenger RNA from Schistosoma margrebowiei, 2340 nucleotides. Lineage: Eukaryota; Metazoa; Platyhelminthes; Trematoda; Strigeidida; Schistosomatidae. The record is from the annotation of a GenBank genome assembly.
GAGCGCUCUGUUUGCAACUGGUCUGGUCGUAAUGCUGAUUGCCAGAAAAUGACUAGUACUGGUGUGUUUCAUUUGGAUAUGCCGGAAGCUCCAAGUUAUGACGACAGCGAAGAAAAUUCUCACGAUUAUUGCUCGACAAAUGGAGGGGUAGAGGAUGAGUUUCUUGAACGUGGUCCACUUAAACCAGAUGAACUCGACGAAAACAUUAAAACAGUUGAAAUUUGCGAAGAGACAGUGAAUCCUGGUCAACCUAAAGUCCGGCCACAUGACUUUCAACUUCUGAAAGUCCUUGGAAAAGGUGGUUAUGGAAAAGUUUUCCUUGCACGCAAAAAUGAUACUGGCCAAACCUAUGCGAUGAAAGUUUUAAAGAAAGCCUCGAUUGUGACGAACGCAAAGGAUACUGCACACACUAAAAGCGAGAGAAAUAUACUCGAAAUGAUUAAACAUCCAUUUCUAGUUCAGUUGCAUUUUGCUUUCCAAUCCCCUGGAAAGCUUUACCUAGUCUUGGAAUUUCUUGCUGGAGGUGAACUGUUCAUGCAACUUGAGAAAGAGGGAGUGUUUAUGGAAGAUCAAGCCAGUUUUUAUUUGGCGGAAAUAACUCUUGCCAUUGGUCAUCUUCAUUCGAUGGGGAUUGUUUAUCGAGAUUUGAAACCCGAAAAUGUACUUUUAGACCAUCAAGGGCAUGUUAAACUAACGGAUUUUGGAUUGUCUAAAGAGAGAGUCGAUCGUGAUAAUUUAACUCACACAUUCUGCGGGACUAUUGAGUACAUGGCUCCUGAAAUAUUGUUACGUCAAGGACACGGGAGAGCCGUUGAUUGGUGGAGUCUUGGCACGCUUAUGUAUGAUAUGCUUUCGGGAUCUCCUCCAUUUACAGGCGAUGAUAGAAGACAAACUAUUGACUUGAUAUUACGAGGUGAUUUCAUACCUGUACCUUAUUUAAGUCGGGAAGCCGUAUCACUUAUUUCCAAGCUUUUAGUUGUUGAUGUCAGUAGACGCCUUGGUUCUGGUCCAUCCGAUUCCGAGGCGAUCAAGAUGCACCCAUUCUUUCGUAAUACUGAUUGGGAUCGUGUUCUGAAAAAGCAGGUCGAACCACCCUUCCGACCCACUUUGACAUCUGACACGGAUGUUUCUCUUUUCGAUCCCAAAUUCACUCAAGAAAAUCCCGUCGAAAGUCCGGAUGAGGGCUUGCCAAUAUCUGCAAUGGUUUCUGAUGUUUUUGAAGGAUUUACUUAUGUUGACCCCCAAAUCCAUAUUGACAUGGCUCGUGAUCCAUGGGUAUCUACUUGGCAAACCAGUUCACGCUCGCGUCGAAGGUCUGGGAUUUCAUCCAGCAGUUCUCCGGGCUUCGUUGGACAUACAAUCAUGGCAAAUCCAAAUACACUUAUGCAAGGAACUGAUAUUCUACAUGUUGGAACUCCUCACCCCGAGCAGUUGCAGUCUACGUUGGUUGCACAUCUUCCAAAUACUAUUCAAACUUCUAUCCCGACUCAAUCACAGCCGUUUGUUUUUGCUGAAGAUUUCGAGGAUAUGGACGUCGCCAGUACUAAUUUAACCUACAGCAACAACCCACUUGAUAGCCAUUCAACUGUCAUAAACACUGUCAAUAUAUCCACCAGUAAUUCUGUAAGACCUACGUAUGCUUUACCUCUUGGUUCCCAUCGCUUAGAAAAUAGUCGAGUGAUGGAAACUGGUAUUUGUGAUCCAUAUUCAUCGCGCUCGGGCGAACAUGUUAAUGGGAUAAUUCCAAAACCACUUGACACACGUCUAGUAAACCCAUCAAGUUCUGCUGCCGCACAGGUAUCAGCACUUGCUGCAGCAGCGCUUGCUACUUCAUCCCGUUUGGUUGGUUCUUCUGUACACAUACCUUCAAUUGCAUCUCAUAACUCUCCCAAUCGACCUUUCAUGAAUGAGCAUAUGAUGUUUGAUCCUCAAAAUAUCAGACUUAUGAAUUUGGGAAAAUCACAACCACAAACUCCAUUAGCUGCAGUAGAAAGUUUGCAUGUUCAGAGGAAAUAGUUUCUGUUCGUUGAAAGAAAAAUAAUGAAGCUGUUCAAUUUUUUCUGUUUCUCAGGCUUCAUAAUUUCAUUUGUAUGAACUAAUUGGAUUGGUAUGUAUUAUGAACACCUAGUUUUAUUUCAUGAGUGUUAGAAUUUUGAUGGGAAUUUUGUCAUUUUCCCUUUUCUGAUAAGCGUAUUUUGUAUGCAACUGAUAUAUUUUUUGUUGUGUGCUAUUUUCAUCCCAAACAAGCUCAUCUGUGAGUUUCUUCAUGUACAAUACCUUACACGUACUGUUCACAAGAUUCUGUUUUUGAUUCCUACCCAGGAAUAUUAUAUAUAUAUA